Molecule: messenger RNA, 1674 nt
Organism: Cladophialophora carrionii CBS 160.54
Lineage: Eukaryota; Fungi; Ascomycota; Eurotiomycetes; Chaetothyriales; Herpotrichiellaceae
Exons: 2
Coding region: 1-1674 (557 amino acids)
Molecular function (GO): metal ion binding
Source: RefSeq, a predicted model, not a curated record
AUGUUGGCUACCAUUCUACGAGACCGCCCUCUUCCCCUCCCCUUGCCCCCAGCCGAACAGACUGCAGAAGAACGCAGGCGAAGUAUCAUCGCCUUGGAUCGCAAAAGGAGGCUGACAAACCCAGCACUGUAUGAGGAAGGCAGAAGAAGAACCAACAGUGGAGGGUGGAAUGAUCGUCGGACGAACUUUGAUGUUUAUCGCACAGACAGUCCAUCAUCACCUCACCGUAAUGCGUCUUCCGACCCAAACAUGAGUCAACCGCUUGCUGAGGUUAUAGACCUGACAAGUUCCUCUCCUCCCACUUCCGUGCCAGAAACACCUCGACCCGGGAGACCAAGCGGGGAUUCUUCAGACAGUCCCAGACGAUACGUUGUUCCCCAGUGGCAGCCAGAUUCGGAGGCCACUGAAUGUCCCAUUUGCAAGCGACCCUUUACCUGGAUGUUCAGACGCCAUCAUUGCAGGAAAUGUGGUAGAGUGGUGUGUAACGACUGCUCACCACAUCGCAUCACAAUCCCUCGCCAAUUCAUUGUUCAUCCGCCUGAUCCUAAUAUGUUUACAUCGCCAAGUGAUCCUGUCAAUCGCCAAUCGCUUUCGAUCGGCUCCGAUGAGGACGAAUUGUACGACAAUACCUCCAGCUCGCAUCAUCUCGCGUCUCCAGUGCAGCUGGCAGGAGGAGAGAAGGUGCGCCUGUGUAACCCUUGCGUACCGGAUCCUCAACCUGAUCCAUCACCGAAUUACCCUCCUUUUCUUCCGGACCAUCCCAGCCGUGGAGCCUCGUGGGAUGCAGGAGCUCGCCACGGCUCCGGUCCGAAUCAUCCAGUGCCGUCUGAGCCAAGACCGAGAGGGUUUUCUGCUGGAGUGGAAUAUCCAGUGCGCAACCUGGGCGCCGGAAGCAACCCAUAUCUGCAUCAAUAUCAUCGCUCAAUGGGAGCAACUCAACCCAUCUAUCCCAACACCGACCCUAGGGGUGAUGGUCCCAAUUUGUUUGACUCCUAUCGCGGACAGUCGUCUCCUUCCAGGUAUCGUAUGCUUGCACCGCCUUCCGCUCUCAAUCUGCCACCAUUCUCUGGCCCUUCUCUGAGGGACCAACCACCCCAUGAUUCAAGGCUGUCCUAUACUCGUCCACGUCCUUCGUAUCCCGAGAGCCGUCAGCCUCGAGACGAGCCAUUUGGCAUCUCUUUGCCAUCUCAGCGGCCUCACCCUCGGCCCCUGCAUGAACUCACGUAUAGUCCCGCCGUCCACCGACCACGUAUUAAUGAAAACGACAUAUGCCCGGUGUGCCGUCGCGCAUUACCGCCCCGUGGACCUGACGGUGAUGAGACCGCCCGUGAAGCACAUAUAAUGGACUGCAUCCAUGCGCGCGAUCCCUCUUAUCACGGCGACUCGAGCAAUACGGCGGCAGCAUUUCGACUGGCCGGCAAUGCAUCCGAGGGAGCUUCGUCGUCUCAACAUCCAUAUCAUCAACGGCUCAAUAUGCUUACCUUCACAGCGACCGAGAAGGAUUGCGUGGCGCAGGAAGAUGGUCAAAUUCAAGAAUGUUCAAUCUGCAUGGUCGAGUAUGAUGUUGGCGAUGAGCUAGUCAGGCUCGAAUGCCUGUGCAAGUUUCACAGAACCUGUAUCAUGGAGUGGGUUGAACGGAAAGCCGAAUGUCCAGUGCAUAAGCUUUUGGGGUGA